Molecule: messenger RNA, 2037 nt
Organism: Galeopterus variegatus (Sunda flying lemur)
Lineage: Eukaryota; Metazoa; Chordata; Mammalia; Dermoptera; Cynocephalidae
Product: sorting nexin-29
Exons: 18
Source: RefSeq, a predicted model, not a curated record
AUGGGAGCACAGAACAAUGACAAAAGACAAUUUCUGCUGGAGCGACUGCUGGAUGCAGUAAAACAGUGCCAGAUACGCUUUGGAGGGAGAAAGGAGAUUGCCUCGGAUUCCGACAGCAGGGUAACCUGCCUGUGUGCCCAGUUUGAAGCGGUCCUGCAGCAUGGCUUGAAGAGGAGUCGAGGAUUAGCACUCACAGCGGCAGCGAUCAAACAGGCAGCCGGCUUCGCCAGCAAAACUGAAACAGAGCCCGUGUUCUGGUACUAUGUGAAGGAGGUCCUCAACAAACACGAGCUGCAGCGCUUCUACUCCCUGCGCCACAUCGCCUCGGACGUGGGCCGCGGCCGGGCCUGGCUGCGCUGUGCCCUCAACGAGCACUCCCUGGAGCGCUACCUGCACAUGCUCCUGGCCGACCACGGCAGGCUCAGCACUUUUUAUGAAGACUGGUCUUUUGUGAUGGAUGAAGAAAGGUCUAGCAUGCUUCCCACCAUGGCGGCUGGUCUGAACUCCAUCCUCUUUGCAAUUAACAUCGACAACAAGGAUUUAAAUGGGCAGAGUAAGUUUGCUCCCACUGUCUCGGACCUCUUAAAGGAGUCAACACAGAAUGUGACCUCCUUGCUGAAGGAAUCCACGCAAGGAGUGAGCAGCCUUCUCAGGGAGAUCACAGCCUCCUCUGCUGUCUCCAUUCUCAUCAAACCUGAACAGGAGACCGACCCUCUGCCUGUCGUGUCCAAGAAUGUCAGUGCCGAUGCCAGAUGUAAAAAGGAGCGGAAGAAGAAAAAGAAGGUGACCAACAUUAUCUCAUUUGAUGAUGAGGAAGAUGAGCAGAACUCUGGGGAUGUUUUUAAAAAGAUACCUGGGGCAGGGGAGAGCUCAGAAGAGAACUCCGACCGCUCUUCGGUCAAUAUCUUGUCUGCCUUUGAAAGCCCCUUUGGGCCAAAUUCCAAUGGAAGUCAGAGCAGCAACUCAUGGAAAAUUGAUUCUCUGUCUUUGAAUGGGGAGUUUGGGUACCAGAAGCUCGAUGUGAAAAGCAUCGAUGAUGAAAAUGUGGAUGAAAACGGGGAUGAUGUGUACGGGAACUCAUCAGGAAGGAAGCGCGUGGGCCACUUGCAGUCGCCUGAGAAGUCACUGGACGGGAAUACCUGCCUCUCCCAGAUGCACGGCUGGGCUCCGCUGCAGGUGCUGCACGGUGACACCGAUGUCCUCUUCCCCAUCAGUGGAGUGGGCUCCUUUAGCCCAGCAGAUGCCCCUCUCGGAAGCCUGGAGAACGGGACAGGACCAGAGGACCAUGUUCUCCCAGAGCCUGGACUUCAGUACAGCGUGGAAGCCAGUUCUCCAGGUCAGGGUAGUCCUCUGAGCAGCCUGUUACCUUCUGCCUCGGUGCCAGAGUCGAUGACAAUCAAUGAGCUGCGACAAGCCAUCGUAGCCAUGAUGAACAGAAAGGAUGAGCUGGAAGAGGAAAACAGAUCACUGCGGAACCUGCUCGAUGGCGAGAUGGAGCACUCAGCUGCACUCCGGCAAGAGGUCGACACCUUGAAAAAGAAGCUGGCUGAGCAGGAGGAGCGGCACGUCAUGAAGGUCCAGGCGCUGGCAAGAGAAAACGAGGUGCUCAAAGUCCAGCUGAAGAAAUAUGUAGGAGCUGUCCAGAUGCUGAAAAGAGAAGGUCAAACAUCGGAAGUUGUGCCAAAUCUUUGGAAUGUUGAUGGAGAAGUUACAGUCACGGAACAAAAGCCAGGAGAAAUUGCUGAAGAACUAGCAAGCUCCUAUGAAAGAAAGCUCAUUGAGGUGGCAGAGAUGCACGGUGAGCUGAUCGAGUUCAACGAGCGCCUGCACAGGGCCCUGGUGGCCAAGGAAGCCCUCGUGUCCCAGAUGAGGCAGGAGCUCAUCGAUCUCCGAGGGCCGGUGCCUGGAGAUUUGAGUCAAACAUCCGAAGACCAGAGUUUAUCGGAUUUUGAAAUAUCAAACCGCGCGCUGAUCAACGUCUGGAUCCCUUCAGUGUUUCUCCGGGGCAAAGCAGCAAACGCAUUCCACGUAUAUCAG